Octopus bimaculoides (California two-spot octopus) is the source of this 1450-nucleotide messenger RNA. RefSeq lists its product as uncharacterized. Lineage: Eukaryota; Metazoa; Mollusca; Cephalopoda; Octopoda; Octopodidae. The record is from RefSeq and is a predicted model, not a curated record.
GGGCCGGAUUAAGACUCAUCGAGGCCCUAAGCACUUAUAAGAUUUUGGUAGAUUAUGUAAUUCAAAAUAUAAACAAUAACAAACGAUAAUAUAUAUAUAUAUAUUGAAAACGAAAGAAUUUCUGGAGAUGUACUCACAUAGCAAGUGACUUAAUCUUAGAUCGUGUGCUGGUGUUUAUAAGCCAUUUCAGAAACACACAAAAACAGUUAGAUACACUAAUGAAGCAAUACGCAGGAAAGAGAAGGCGUCAUAAGAAAACUUACGUUAAAAAUAACAUGCACACGAUUUUUUUUCUCAAUAGAAGUAAAUUCCAAAGUAAACGUUUCUAGUAGAGAAGUAGGAGAGAACAGGACAUAACUACAGAGAAAUCUACGGAUGCACAUACGCACAUAAUAGAGAAAAAUGAAACAAUUAUGGACGACUUGCUCCGAAACACCACCGAGUGGGGAACGCUUCUCAAAAAUAACCUGCAGUUGUUUCCUUCAAAAUUCCUACAUGCUCGAAAUGUACAUACAUCAAGAUGAUGGCCGUUUGGUACCUGCUCUGCUCUUUGUCUGCAAUAUUUUGUUUGACAAGUGCAAACACUUAUAAAAUCACCCAAAGUGGAAAUGUUGUGCUCAAUGGAAAUGUCACUCUUAUGAUAACAAUACCAAAUAUGAGACGACCAGUGGUUUGGAGGUGUCACAAUUAUAAAUAUGAAUGUGACAGGACGUGUGCUAACGGCACUAACUAUAAAGUUACGCAGAGUGGAAAUCAUUCCACUCUGUGGAUUCGAAAUGUGACAAAGGAAUGUUUGACUUGGAGAUUCGACGAUGACAACCUUCAAGGUGGAACAAUUCAUUUGAAGAUAAACAAUGGUGGAACCAGCAGCCUCAGAACCAGCUUCAUCUUUGUCAUUGGGAUUAUAAUUGCUGUCAUCAUUUAAACAGUUUAAGAAAUACCAGUAAUAAUCUCAGGUGCUAGAAGGACACUUUUUGAUAUUUAAUCUUUUAUCUUUAAUCAGUUUCAGUCAUUUUGCUGAGGCCAUGCUAGAGCAUUGUCUUGAAGGGUUUUUAGUUGAACAAACUGAAACCUGGGCCUUUUUUUUUCUAAGCCUAGAACUUAUUCCAUUGGUCUCUUAGGCUAAACCACUUAGUGAUGGGGACACAAACACACCAUCACCAAUUGUUAAGCGGUGAUGGGGGAUAAAUACAGACGCGCAACCAACGUCUUUCAGUUUCCAUCUCUCAAAUUCACUCAAAAGGUUUUGGUUGGCCCAAGGCUAUAGUAGAAGACACUUGCCCAAUGUGGGACUGAACCCGGAACCAUGUGGUUGGGAAGCAAGCUUGAUUUGUUCGCCUAAAGGCAGUGUUCCAGUAUUGCCGCAGUCAAAUGACUGAAACAAGUAACAUAUUUUUAAUUUCAUUUAUGUCUCCCCUCUCUUUCAAUAAAGUCUCUUUCUUUAUCCGUA